GAAGAAGAUAUUUGACGUUGCUGUAGUUUUGUGCUUACUUCUCAUGGGAUCUGCAGUGGCGCAAUUCUCCCCUUGUUUUUGCUUUUUAUCUUUGAAAAGAUAACUGGGCUGUGUUCAGCAGAAAUGGAUACAGGAAGAGCAGCACAGUCCAAAGACUAAGGGAGGCAUCCUCUCUUCUUUUCCUGGGAUUUGAACGCGAUUCAGGAAGGGCAGAUGCCCCACCUGAAAAGGCCAGCCUUUAAAGACCCCCGCAGUGUCGUGGUCCAAGGCGUCUCAAAGCAGGUGUCCAGAUCUGCGUUUCUCAUCAGCGGACUCGCUCCGGCUGUAGCAAUUACGGAACCGAUGCGCGUGCACGUGCUGGGCCAUUAUGCUGCUGCACCUGUGCAGUGUGAAGAAUCUGUACCAGAACAGGUUUUUAGGCCUGGCCGCCAUGGCUUCUCCAUCUAGAAACUCCCAGAACCGACGCAGGUGCAAGGAGCCGCUCCGCCACAGCUACAACCCCAGCCAGUUCCACAGCAUGGCCAUCAGGGCAGGCCCCCACGGCACUGUCACCAUCCCUCGCUCCACCAGUGACACUGACCUGGUCACCUCAGACAGCCGCUCCACGCUCAUGGUCAGCAGCUCCUACUACUCCAUAGGGCAUUCGCAGGACCUGGUGAUCCACUGGGACAUAAAGGAGGAAGUGGACGCUGGAGACUGGAUCGGCAUGUAUCUCAUCGAUGAGGUCUUGUCAGAAAACUUUCUGGACUAUAAGAACCGUGGAGUCAAUGGUUCUCAUCGGGGUCAGAUCAUCUGGAAGAUUGAUGCCAGCUCUUACUUUGUGGAACCUGAAACUAAGAUCUGCUUCAAAUACUACCAUGGAGUGAGUGGAGCCCUGCGAGCCACCACCCCCAGCGUCACCGUCAAAAACUCGGCAGCUCCCAUUUUUAAAAGCAUUGGCUCAGAUGAGAUUUCCCAAGGGCAAGGAAGUCGGAGGCUGAUCAGCUUUUCUCUCUCAGAUUUCCAGGCCAUGGGGUUAAAGAAAGGGAUGUUCUUCAACCCAGAUCCUUACCUGAAGAUUUCCAUUCAGCCUGGGAAACACAGCAUCUUCCCUGCCCUCCCCCACCAUGGGCAGGAGAGGAGAUCCAAGAUCGUGGGCAACACCGUGAACCCCAUCUGGCAGGCCGAGCACUUCAGCUUUGUGUCCUUGCCCACUGAUGUGCUGGAAAUCGAGGUGAAGGACAAGUUUGCCAAGAGCCGACCCAUCAUCAAGCGCUUCUUGGGAAAGCUGUCAAUGCCAGUUCAGAGACUCCUGGAAAGACACGCCAUAGGGGAUAGGGUGGUCAGCUACACACUUGGCCGCAGGCUUCCAACAGAUCAUGUGAGUGGACAGCUGCAAUUCCGAUUUGAGAUCACUUCCUCCAUCCACCCAGAUGACGAAGAGAUUUCCCUGAGUACCGAACCUGAGCCAGUGGAAAUUCAGGGCAACCUGGUGGCGGGCAGCGGUGCGGAGCCCAUUCACGGUGCGCCCGAGCCCUCCGGGAGCCCGAAGCCCGUGCAGCCCAGCGAGGGCAGCUCCGGUGACGCUGCAGGGGACGAGGGCUUGGCGCUUGCCACGCAGGCGGAGGACGCGGCAGGUACCACCGAGGCAGGAGACGACGGCGCGGUCUCUGCAGGACCUGACGGGGCUGGGGCGCCCCUGGGUGGGGGGCGAGAGGACGCCGAGCCCGCUCUCAGUGCAGAAGAGCUGGCCGAGCGGCUGGACCUGGGAGGGGAGGAGCCCCCAGCCGAGCUGCUGGAGGACGCGGAAGCUCCACGCAGCCCCGGGGAGCUGGGGACAGGGGACGCGGCGACGGAGAGCCGGGCUGGGGGCGAGGAGAACAAGGAGCAUGCGGAGGAAGAGGAGGGCGACGUGUCCGCCCUGGGGCAGGGCGGGGACAGGCUGCAGCUUCGGGCCUCUGCAAAGAGGAAGAGCAGACCGUGCUCCUUGCCGGUGUCCGAGCUGGAGACGGUGAUCGCGUCUGCCUGCGGCGAUCCCGAGACCCCGCGCACGCACUACCUGCGCAUCCACACCCUGCUGCACAGCAUGCCCUCCGCCCAUGGCGGCGCCAACGACGACAGCGCCGAGGACGAGCCCACCCUCAAGGAAGCCUCGGAGAAGGACGGGCUCAGCGAGGUGGACACUGUAGCUGCUGAGCAGCCUUCCCGGGAAGAGGAUGGACAGGAGCCUGAGGGCGCCACGCCAGGCACGGCGCCCCCCGGCCACUCGGGCGUGGCCAACGGCACUGUCCCCGACAGCGACACGCUCCUCAGCACCGGGAGCGAGAGCGACUCCAGUCCCCGGCAGGGCGGGGACCACAGCUGCGAGGGCUGUGACACGUCCUGCUGCAGCCCCUCCUGCCACAGCUCCUCGUGCUACAGCGCCUCCUGCUACAGCUCCUCGUGCUACAGCGCCUCCUGCUACAGCCCCUCCUGCUACAAUGGCAGCAGGUUCUCCAGCCACACCCGCUUCUCCUCCGUGGACAGCGCCAAGAUCUCCGAGAGCACCGUCUUCUCCUCGCAGGACGACGAGGAGGAGGAGAACAGCGCGUUCGAGUCGGUGCCUGACUCGGUGCAGAGCCCUGAGCUGGACCCGGAGUUGACAAACGGCACAGGUCCAUGGCAAGACGAGCUGCUCGGCCCCACCGGGAGCGUGGCGAUGACCGUGGAUGGUCUGGAGUCCCCCGUGGCAGGGCCAAGCAAUCGGAGAGAAGGUGAAUGUCCUAUACUCCAUAAUUCCCAGCCAGUAAGCCGGCUUCCUUCCUUGAGGCCUGAACAUCAUCACUACCCAACAAUCGAUGAGCCUCUUCCACCAAACUGGGAAGCUCGCAUUGACAGCCAUGGGCGAGUCUUUUACGUGGACCACGUGAACCGAACAACCACCUGGCAGCGUCCAACAGUGGCAGCCACCCCUGACGGGAUGCGGAGAUCAGGGUCCAUCCAGCAGAUGGAGCAACUCAACAGGCGGUAUCAGAAUAUUCAGAGAACCAUUGCAACAGAGAGGACUGAAGAAGAUGCUGGCAGCCAAAGUUGUGAGCAAAUCCCCGCAGGAGGCAGCAGUGGAGGUGGUGGGAGUGACUCAGAGGCUGAAUCGUCUCAGUCAAGCUUAGGUAUGGAAGGAGGGGUCCCCAGACUUCUGGGCAAGAUCUCUGCCGCUGAGGCGCCCCUCUCAGGACUCACAAUAAAUCGCUGUGUAACAGUCACGCUCCAGCAUGUCAAGAGUGCCUACCGAGUCUUCACCAGUAGCACCUGCUUAAAGCACAUGAUUCUCAAAGUCCGGAGGGACGCACGCAAUUUUGAGCGCUACCAGCACAACCGGGACUUGGUGAACUUCAUCAACAUGUUCGCAGACACACGGCUCGAACUGCCCCGGGGCUGGGAGAUCAAAACAGACCAGCAGGGAAAGUCUUUCUUCGUGGACCACAACAGUCGAGCUACCACUUUCAUUGACCCCCGAAUCCCCCUUCAGAACGGUCGCCUUCCCAAUCAUCUGACACACCGACAGCAUCUCCAGAGGCUCCGAAGUUACAGCGCUGGCGAGGCCUCAGAAGUCUCUAGAAACAGAGGAGCCUCUUUACUGGCCAGGCCAGGACACAGCCUAGUAGCUGCUAUUCGGAGCCAACAUCAACAUGAGUCAUUGCCACUGGCAUAUAAUGACAAGAUUGUGGCCUUUCUUCGCCAGCCAAACAUUUUUGAAAUGUUGCAAGAGCGUCAGCCCAGCUUGGCAAGAAACCACGCACUCAGGGAGAAAAUCCAUUACAUUCGGACUGAGGGUAAUCACGGGCUUGAGAAGUUGUCCUGUGAUGCAGAUCUCGUCAUUUUGCUGAGUCUCUUUGAAGAAGAGAUUAUGUCCUACGUCCCCCUGCAGGCUGCCUUCCACCCUGGGUACAGCUUCUCCCCCCGCUGCUCACCCUGUUCCUCACCUCAGAACUCCCCAGGCCUACAGAGAGCCAGUGCCAGGGCCCCUUCACCCUACCGGAGAGACUUUGAAGCCAAGCUCCGCAAUUUCUACCGAAAACUGGAAGCCAAAGGAUUUGGUCAGGGCCCAGGGAAAAUUAAGCUCAUCAUUCGCCGGGACCACUUGCUGGAGGGAACCUUCAAUCAGGUGAUGGCCUAUUCCCGGAAGGAGCUCCAGCGAAACAAGCUCUACAUCACCUUUGUUGGAGAGGAGGGCCUGGACUACAGUGGUCCUUCGAGAGAGUUCUUCUUCCUUUUGUCUCAGGAGCUCUUCAACCCUUACUAUGGACUCUUUGAGUACUCCGCAAACGACACCUACACAGUGCAGAUCAGCCCCAUGUCUGCCUUUGUGGAAAACCAUCUUGAAUGGUUCAGGUUUAGUGGUCGUAUCCUAGGCCUGGCUCUGAUUCAUCAGUACCUUCUCGAUGCUUUCUUCACGAGGCCCUUCUAUAAGGCACUCCUGAGACUGCCCUGUGAUCUGAGUGACCUGGAAUACCUGGAUGAGGAGUUUCACCAGAGCUUGCAAUGGAUGAAGGACAACAUCAUCACGGAUAUCUUGGACCUCACUUUCACCGUUAACGAAGAGGUUUUCGGACAGGUAACAGAAAGGGAGUUAAAAUCCGGGGGAGCCAACACCCAGGUGACUGAAAAGAACAAGAAGGAGUACAUCGAGAGGAUGGUGAAGUGGCGGGUGGAACGCGGCGUGGUGCAGCAGACGGAGGCGCUGGUGCGGGGCUUCUACGAGGUCGUGGACUCGAGGCUUGUGUCUGUGUUUGACGCCCGGGAGCUGGAGCUGGUGAUAGCUGGCACGGCGGAAAUUGAUCUGAAUGACUGGAGAAACAACACUGAGUACCGGGGAGGUUACCAUGAUGGGCACCUUGUGAUCCGCUGGUUCUGGGCGGCGGUGGAACGCUUCAAUAAUGAGCAGAGACUAAGGUUACUGCAGUUUGUCACAGGAACAUCCAGUGUGCCCUAUGAAGGCUUCGCAGCCCUUCGAGGGAGCAAUGGGCUUCGGCGUUUCUGCAUAGAGAAAUGGGGGAAAAUCACAUCUCUCCCCAGGGCACACACAUGCUUUAAUCGAUUGGAUCUUCCACCUUAUCCCUCAUACUCCAUGCUGUAUGAAAAGCUGUUAACAGCAGUUGAAGAAACCAGCACCUUUGGACUUGAAUGAAGAAAUGGAACUCACCUGGCAUUUUCCUGAUCAGUCACAUCAACCUUUCUGGGAUGAUCCCCCUUCCCUUUCCCUGACUCUUUGAUUUUGGUAUUCCAUGAUUUUUAUUUUCAAACCAAAUCAGGAUUGACAAAAGCUGUGCAUGAAGAACUGCCUUCUUCUAAGAUCUAACCUUCAGGCUUAUCUCCUCUACUUUCAAUGAACUGCUAGCCUGUAUGCAAUAUUGAAAAACAGCUGUCUCAAGGUCUGUGUAUAUCUCCACAUACCUCCAUUACUAACAAUGAAAUAUGAAUGCAAGUUAUGCUACACUUGACCAAAUGGUAAUAAAUGUUUACUUCCAUUUAUAUAAUUUAAGAGAAAAUUUGAGCAUUAAGCAUUCCAAGCUUUUAUAUGCCCAUGUCUUCUGAGCAGAGCCACCAUUUUUUAUAAUUGCUAACAACCCACUUCAGAACUAGGAACCAGUCAACUCUUUUCUUCCCACUCUACUUUUCCCCAUGCAUACUAUCCAUCCAAAAAUAGCAGUGGCAAAGCCAAAAUUUUUAUACAUUCAACUCAUGAUUCAUAUGUGGCAUCAGUCCCAUCAGCUGGAACUAGCCUAGAAUAUGGUGCAAAUAUUACACUUUCCAACAAAUAAUAACAGCAAGAGAACAUCUCCUACUGCUGCAGUGUGGCACCUCCAGGUGUGAGGACUGUGGCUCAACUUGAGUUCAGACAAGUCUAGGAGGGGGUGCACCCCUCGUGGGCACUCACCACAUAAGAAGCACAAACUUGUGAGCAUGUCCAAGGAGACGAUCUCCUUAUGUGGCAGAAAUUUGGAGGCUUCUGUCUCCAUUGUCUUGUCCAGAGUGUGAUGAUACAAACAGGCAAGAGGGAAGAGGGCCAUAUUAGGUUGGUUCGAGUCACGGAGUUCUGUACCAUUUUGCUUUGUUUAAUCUAGCUACCACUUGCCUUCAUCCAACCCCUAACAAUGUGUACAUCAUCUCAUGACUUGUUAAAACCCGGUAAACUCACUUGGCAAACAUAUUUUUAUUUUAACUUUGAUAUAUAUUUUUUUCAUGUUGUUCUCUUUUUCUUUUUUCUUGUUAAUCUGGCUUUCAGAGUCCUUUACAUCUGAUUGUCCACAGGGACAUUAAACAAGAAGCUGCAGAGAGCGAUGGUGCUUUGUUGGGGACCAAGGGCAAUAUAAUACUUCUCCUUCAGUGCAGUCCUCCACGACUGGAGCCCUGACACCCCAAGGGCAUAUUGGUUUUUGUCAAAACAGCUAUCUAGUUCCUUUUAGCAUUCAGUAAAAAGAGAGCUCUCAGAAAACUGUGUUCAAAAUAACAGUUGCAGGCUCCAAACACAGCCUAACCUCUCAAUUACAUUUGGAAUAAACCCAAACAUAAUGGUCAUUUGCUGUUUUUCUAACCUUGUUAUCCAUGUUGUCUGAAGUCAGACUUAAAGGAAAGUGUUUUUCUUCACUGGGAAAACAAGUGCAAAAGGGGCCCACUGUUGAAAUGUCACAUUGUUGUUUUCAAGACAUUAAACAAAGGAGGUGUAAGGGAUGUAAGAGGAAGUUAAUUUCAUAGGAAGCAAUGCCUUGUGCUCAAUGGGUGGGUUUGUGUCUGGACAGUACAUUACUGUGCUUUCUGCAUUCCAAAGUGACAUACUCUUUUAGUAGGAAUUAUUUAUAAUUCCCAGAACCCUUGCUGCUGUGUAUCUGUUGUCAGUCAAGUGGUACAUAUGUUAUAGAAAUUUAGCCUUCUAUUGUUAUCUAAAAAGAAUAUUUACCAAGAUAGGGUCGUAUGGGUAAGAUACAUAGUAUAGACUUUGAAGGACCUGUAAAAUUCAGUAUACAUUUCAGGAUCUGAUUGGAUUCCAGUUGAGCCAUCAUUUAAAAAAUCAGAACAUAAGGAAUAUGCAAAUCACUUCACCAGUCUGACUCUUUGAACAGCAUCUGUAGUGUAGGAGGAUCUUCCACUUUUAGGACUUGAUGUUGUAUGCACGUAAAUACUAAUUCAAGCAUUCCCUUCUUCUCUUAGUACUUAUAUUAUUUGUUGGCAUUGGCAAGGGGGAAAACUGUUCAAAAGAUGGAACCUGCUCCUGGAGAGCGUCACAAUUUACAAGAAUAUCUAAUUAAAUCUACUAAUCAGAUUAAGGUCUAUUCUACCCAAACACAGAAAGAACUAGGUAUCCUAGAAAUUAUAGAUAGAUAACAGGCACAAAUGAUUUAUCAGCGAACUUUUCCUUAUUCCUACCCCCAUCUCCCCUCCACUCAAUACCAUGGCUCUAGAUGAACCUCAUAAACCAUUACAGGAACACUGUUUCAGAGUACAAAAAAAAGAAAAAUACUGGUGUCAGCAUUUGCUGAAAAAAUGCAAAGCUUGCUUAACAGGGUCCCAAGAUUCCAUUACAGCCUCGUACAGAAUCCUUACGCAGGGAAAAUAGAAGAGGAGUAAAGAUGGUUGCUAUGGAAAGAUCCUUAAAUUCUCAGUUGAGUUUCUUUAGUUAAUAUUCCCUUAUAUAUGAUGCUGAUUUUUAAAUUAUAUAUAUUUUAUUAUAUAUGUAAUAAAAGAGCUGUAGGACCAAAAUUGUUUUAUUGUUAUUAAUUUUACCAGGUAGAAGUAUAAACCACCUCAAAUCAUUUAACUCAACAGGCAAGGUAAAUCUGUUUGUUAUCACUUAUAAUUUUUUAAAUUUAAGUAUGAGCUUUGUCCAGGGAGGUAUAUAAUAAACUUAAUCACAUAUGAACCACAGUUCCCCUAAAACAAAAUCUUUUAGAGCUAGUUUUAGUAAAAGAGUACUACUCUUCAUUGGGGGACAAACAAGAACAAUAAAUAAGAGAAAACCUGUUUUGAUUUGAAAAAUGCCUCAAAAUAUUAUUAUGUAUUAUCAUAAUUUCAUGGCUGUCACACAUUUUACUCUAUCAUAUGAAAAUGAUAAUCCCAGAAAAAUAGAAGUGACUCACAGGGUCAGGAAAAGUAUUCUAGAGCUACUGAGCUUUGUGGCUUCCUAAGUAUGUAAGUUGUGGUUGUGAAUAUUUUUUACUACCAUCACUAGUAAGUGUUUGGAGGGCAAUGAGGAAGUUAAGAAAAAGUGGUAUAUGAUUCUUUGGCAGGCUUACAUAUGCAAAAUACAAAUAUUUUCCCCAUUUAAUAUGAUCAUAUGUCCUUUAGCAGUAAGUGUAUUUGUGAGGCAGGCUAAUGAGCCAGACUUUCUGGACAGUUCCAGUGCUACAUUUGUGGCAUCGUCAGAAUAUAUGUCAAACCAUUUGUCCAAAAUUUGGGUUUGGGAAAUUUCUCAGUUCCCACAAAUGUUUUCCCAGUCAAGAUAAAACACUUUCAAAUGAAAGUAGUUAGAACUUUAAAUAACAAAUGUGGUGCUUUAUUAUUAUUAUUAUUAUUAUUAUUAUUAUUAUUAUUAUUAUGUACUUCAGUGUUCAUUAUUAAAACUCUGCAAUACUGUAUCACAAAAAUCUGGGAUGAAUGUUCCAGCCAUCACAAGGUCCCAAAGCAAAAGUGUUAUUUUCCUGUUAGUGACUUGUAGUCCCUGUUCUAGUAGAAAAAAAAGGUGCCUAGAGGUAGUUUAUACAGUAUAUAUUGUUCCAUCAGCCUACUUCCUGCAGCUUCCAGUUUAUCUAAGGAAAUGUCUAUAACAAUUUUGUUAAAAGUCUUUGUUCUAGUCAACAGCAGGAGAAGUCCACAUUAUUGGGCUGAUUUUGCUAACUUCGACGAGAGAAAUGUCAUGUGAUACUCAGGCCGAGCUUUCUCCUUUCCAUCAUACCACCUUCUAGGAAUGUCAAUAAACUCACUUUGGU
This is a messenger RNA of Manis javanica (Malayan pangolin), 8942 nucleotides long. The record is from RefSeq and is a predicted model, not a curated record. NCBI's taxonomy places the organism in Eukaryota, Metazoa, Chordata, Mammalia, Pholidota, Manidae.